Capsella rubella is the source of this 1134-nucleotide messenger RNA. RefSeq names its product putative F-box/kelch-repeat protein At1g32430. Lineage: Eukaryota; Viridiplantae; Streptophyta; Magnoliopsida; Brassicales; Brassicaceae. The record is from RefSeq and is a predicted model, not a curated record. Bases 1 to 1134 code for a protein of 377 amino acids. The transcript has 3 exons. Gene Ontology annotation, molecular function: protein binding.
AUGGCGAAUAAGGAGAAGCUUCCAUGGGUUUUAGUAGAAGAGAUCCUAACUCGUGUUCCUCCUACUUCUCUUGUCCGACUCAAAGCAGUUUGCAAACGAUGGAACACUCUCUUCAACGACAAGACGUUCAUCAAAAACCACAAGAAGACGUUUCAGUUCGUUUUAACUACUAGAUCCAAGAUUUAUUCGGUUAGCGUUAGUCCCAAGUUAGAGGUGAGUGUGUUAACCAUAGAUACUCCUGGUCGUUUAAAAUCUCAGAUACUUGUAAGGUUGGUUGAUUCCAGUGGGUUCUUGCUUUGUGGCAUGGAUAAAGGAGCCGUGGUUUGGAACCCUUGGUUAAGUCAGACUAGAUGCAUCGAGCCCGAGGUUAACACACCUCUUCAUUUAAAUUUUCUUGGCAUAGGUUAUGAUAAUAACAGGAGAGUUGAUGAAAUUGUUUACAAGACCCUUUUAGUUUACAACAUGGACUCUGACUCUACGUGGAAAAUCCAUGAGUUUGCCUCUGAUGCGUGGAAAGACGAAGAGCAGGAAAAAGCAAAAUACACAACUAGUACUACUAGUAGUAGUACCACACGGGGAUUUAUUAGGGUUAUGUAUCACUUUUCUGGAGUUGUAUCGUUGAAUGGAACUUUCGAAGAAUUCUCGCCAUUUUGUGAUCUACCAUGUGGAAAGAACCAUCUUCGCGAUGCUCUUGUCCUUAGGGUUUUUAGGGAAGAUCAGUUUUCGUUGUUGAAGCAGUGCUAUGUAACAAAGAAGGUUGAGGUUUGGGUGACAACGAACAAGAUUGAUGAUCAGUAUGGUAGGGAUGUGAAAUGGACUAGUUUCAUGGAGGUGUCAAUCCCAAACAUGCCGGAUUUAGUAGAGAUCAAGUCCUACGCUCAGCCAAGUUACUUCCUCGACGACGACAAAAGGCUUGUCAUUUGUUCUUGUGAUGAAACUGGUCGGGCUUGGAUUUAUGUUGUCGGGGAAAACAAGUUGAUUAGUAAAGUACAAUUGGAUUCUGUGGUUGAUCCUUGGCCAUUUCAUUGCACUUAUUUUCCCAGUUUGGUCCAGAUUCCUGGAGGUAAAAGAGAAGCAGCAGAAUCACGAAUUAAACUUCCUUACAUGGAUGAGGAAGUGAUCCUAAGCCUUUAG